This is a messenger RNA of Funneliformis caledonium, 453 nucleotides long. The record is from the annotation of a GenBank genome assembly. Lineage: Eukaryota; Fungi; Glomeromycota; Glomeromycetes; Glomerales; Glomeraceae.
AUGGGAAAAAGGAAAUCCUCUCAUGCUAUUAUAACUCUGCAAGAGCGUCACGUUAACUGGAUGAUAACUUACCUCGAUCCAACUCCGCUUGCGUUUUUUCAAUAUAUAUUCCCAACACAUCGUGUUCGAGCAACAGAAAAAUAUCAGAAAACACUUGAUCUGGCUUUGAAUGAAACCAAUGAUCAAGAAGUGCUUAAUAAGCUAAGAAGAAUGAAAAGAGCAGAAGCAAGGAUUUUAUUUGACUGGGAAGCCUGGAUGCAACAAAAAACAGCGAUUCUAGUUCGCCGUUCUGUACGUAAUACGAAUAUUAAUAUUCACGAAGAAAUAAACACGUUUGCGCAAAAUAAGGUAAAGUUAUAUCCUUCAAAAAGCAAUAAAGGACUUGCAAUAAGUACGCUUAAAAAGAGUUGGAAAAAUUCUACAGGAACCAUCAGCAAAACGAGCCAGAAUUGA